CGUGUGGACGGACUUUCACACGGAGUGGAUUUCCUUAUUUGAUGAUCGAUUCUCCCGAUGGGAAGUCCGCGUCCCGUUUUUAUUUAGACUAAAGUGAUUAAGGGCUGAAACACGACGUGGUCAAGUGACACUCUCGGAGCGUUUCAAAAAGCCCUAGAAACUUUUGUUUUGAUAAAAAAAUGAACCCCGUUUAUUUGUUCAAUUGACAAUCAGUGGGUCUGCAGACGUACUUUGCGGAGAUUAAGUAUGUGUACAUACGGAAAUUUGAGAGUGUGCGGUGGGUUGUGUACAACGAUAUAAAGUUGAGUGAACUAGCUACUCCUGUAUUGCAAGAUCAUCAUCUGGUGGCAAACUCUAGUUCGUGUGAUAUCGCUGUGAGAAAGCAAAAGUUUACGAAAAUUGUAGCCUGUGGCUUUACAAGAUCGCUCGUCUUGAAGGCAUAACCCAAGAGCAGGACAAGCGAAUAGCCAUUUAAUUCUUCCCUGCAUUCCUUUCCAAGCCUGCCGAAUUUGAGUGAGAAUAAUAAAGAAUCAAAGAGACAAUGUACACCUUGAAAUUGCAGGUUGUUUUGGCGUUCGCCAUCUUUAAAAACGUGUGCAAUUGCGUGCCGUUGAGCAGGAAAGUGGCAAAGCCCACACAAGCACCGAAGUUCAUGUGGCGUUUGUAUGAAAAAUUUCGCAGCAACAGCCAUCCAUUCUCGAAAAUCGUCCACAGCAACAGAGCUAUUGGGGUAAAACGAUCCAACUCGACAUUCGAAGCAACCUUCACAGAUUUGGAAUUUCUUCAGACGGAGAACUUGAAACGCGCGAGACUUCGCGUCAACUUCUCGCAACUGUUGCAUUGUAAACGUCCUCGUUUAAACUUUCGUGUCGUGGACAAAAAGAGCGGGCGAGUUCUCGGUGAUUACGCCACAUCGUUGCGUCACUCUGGUGUCCACACGAUUGGUGUGACAGAAGCUAUCAAGAAAUUGACCACGCGUCACCUCAUCGACGGCGUUAAAAUAAAAAUCACCUUUCUUGAUCAUCGGGAUCAUUGCUCCAAGGUAGUCAACGCUCUCAGUGGCAAAGUAUACUUGGUGACGAACACGGACGAAUUGGUGAGGAGAGUGGAACGAAGCGUUUCCGUGGCUGAUAACGAUCGCCUACCGUAUGUGCACCAAAGUUCUUUCGAUUCCGCAACGAGUCUGAUGCGAAGAUGGAAGCGUGCUAAACCGACAUGUGAUAUGACGCGAGUGAAAGUGAAUCUCAAGAAUGCAAAGAAUUCAACAUUUAUUCUCCCCGAGUCAUUUAAAACUGGGAUUUGCGGGCGACAUAGGCCCACCAUUUUGUCGGGCGCGGAUGCAAUGUUGAAGCAAUUGGCCGUAGCCAUAACAAAUACCAUAAAAAGCUUACCGCGCAGUAAAAACUCGCCGUGUUGCGCACCCUCCAAGUUUGAAAAGCUUACAGUGCUGUACUACGAUCAAAAAGACAAGCGCAUGCAACACGUGGUUUUACGUCACGUGGAUAAGGUGAAGGUGGUAGGCUGCGCAUGCUCUUGAAAAGUUCUGAAUACAUUUGUACAUAUAUCCGAAUUACAAUCCUUUUGAUAGAAAACUAUACAAGCAAGAUGCUGGAUAGGCGAAAGAAAGCGUUCUAUUUGUUCAGCAACAUGACAUUAACAUUGUAUUUAAUAAAUUGUCAAUCCAGUACAGCUCCUUGAAACACUAAGAAUAGAGCGAAACAACCUUAUUUAAAUAAGCAAAUAAGAUCUUUAUAUUUUACUCAAAAUGCUUUGUUGAAGUAUCAAGUAACGAUAUUGACUUUGGAUAAAACAGUUUCUCUAAAAUGUUUGCAUUUCGUACGAAAUUUAGUAUUUAUUAAGAAAUGUAAAUAAAAUAAAAGGACUACCAGCUAUGAUUAGCUGGCAAAAAAUUUUAA
This is a messenger RNA of Xenia sp. Carnegie-2017, 1916 nucleotides long. RefSeq lists its product as uncharacterized. Lineage: Eukaryota; Metazoa; Cnidaria; Anthozoa; Malacalcyonacea; Xeniidae. Bases 542 to 1537 code for a protein of 331 amino acids. Gene Ontology annotation, cellular component: extracellular region. The transcript is spliced from 2 exons. Gene Ontology annotation, molecular function: cytokine activity; growth factor activity. Gene Ontology annotation, biological process: SMAD protein signal transduction; BMP signaling pathway. The record is from RefSeq and is a predicted model, not a curated record.